Molecule: messenger RNA, 4879 nt
Organism: Triplophysa dalaica
Lineage: Eukaryota; Metazoa; Chordata; Actinopteri; Cypriniformes; Nemacheilidae
Gene: ccdc50a
Product: coiled-coil domain containing 50a
Exons: 12
Coding region: 306-2132 (608 amino acids)
Cellular component (GO): cytoplasm
Molecular function (GO): ubiquitin protein ligase binding
Source: RefSeq, a predicted model, not a curated record
UGAGCGCGUGCGGGAUAUGUCCCGCCCUGCCAUCCGUAGGAGAUACACACAUUUGCGUUUUUCCCUCACGGUGUGUGUGUGUGUGUGUGUAAGCUCAUAAUAUUCAUCUGCCGUGUUUACGGAGAGGGAGGGACAGACAGCGAGAAGAAAGCUCCGGCUGCGACAGAAACCAAUCAGAGCGACACCUCACCGUAGACAUCGAUCGGGAUUUAUUUAUCGGACGGGAACCGCCAUCAGUCUGUCAAACAUUAACCUUCAGGAACCCCAGAGAAACAUAAGGGCGUUUUUGAAAUAUCGCCGACGACAUGGCUGAUUUCAGUAUUGAUCAGAACAACCUGCCUCGCGUUAAAGAGGUGUGCAGAGACUUCGCUGUGCUGGAGGACCACUGCCUGGCCCACAAUCUCCAGGAACAGGAGAUCGAGAGUCAUCUGGCAUCCAACGUCCACAAGAGCCGCCUUGUGCAACAGGACCUGCGGGUAGCCAAACUUCUGCAGGAGGAGGAAGACCAGCGGGCCAAAGCCGUGAGCAAGAGACAGCUACGACAUAUCGAACGCAUCGACAAUGAAAUGGCACAGGAGAUUCAGGAACAACUGGUCUGGCAGGCUGAACAACAAAGGAAACAGGAGGAGAAAGAUGAGGCCAUCGCCCGCAAACUGCAGGAACGUGAGAUGAAAGAGGAGAGAAAACGACAUAAGCAGCAGGAUUCGAACUUUGAGGAGGAAUACUAUGAAGACCAAGGUGUGUGUGAGCCCCACCUGGUGAAAGAACAAGCUUCUCGACCUCAACAGGACCCGCGACACCAGCAUCCCGGUUCCGUUUCUCCGGGUUACAGAAAAGAACGAUAUCAGGACCACAGCAGUAGCCGAUCCCCGUACAACUCACCAGACCCACACAGAAAACGAAACCCCAAUAACAGUCACGGUACCCGUAGUCGAUAUCCCGACUCAUCUGAAUCUGGGCACUUGAGGCCUCCAGAAAGAUUCCCAGAGCACCAUUCACCCGAGCGGCGACCAAAACACUCUGAAGAUUAUUCGAAAGAAAGACAUCGACCGUUAGAUGUUGAUUAUAUGGAACCACGCAGGAGAAUAAAACCGGAUCCAAUGGACGAAUCCCGAACUUCAAGAGACGAUCAAGAAACUGUAGUGCGCAGGAAGGAGAAACCCCCCAAAGAUCAUUCUGCUACACGGGAUAAAGACAGGAAAAGAGAUAGGGAGCGAGAACAAAAUGCAGCGAAAACCAAAGAAAGACAAAGGGAGAGAGACCAAAGGGGAAGAAGUCGAGAUAGAACGUUUAGCGGAGAUAGAGGAGUUGAACGUAGGGGCAGACCCUUGGACAGGGAGAUGGACAGAAAUAGCUAUGCACAUGAAAGCAAAGAAAGAGGCAGAGAUGGGAAAAGAGAGAGACACAAAAGCAGGGACAAACAUCACAGUAGGGACGGAAGCAGGGAGAAAGAAAUUGACGGUGACAGUCUUGACCCAAGCGGACGAUUUUCAGAGGAUGGUCUGGAGCGGGAGGAGCACAAGAGCAGACCGAGGUUACCAUCAGGCCCCAAUGAUGUGUUUGAGGAGCCAAAUCUCAGAGGUCUCUCAAACGAUGGUCAGUCCCCAAGAGAGAGAGGACGGAGGGUUCGGGGGGAGUAUGGAAUGAGGGAAGCGACGCAUGGCUUGGCUCACUUGGAUCUACAAGAUCAGGAGUUAAAAGACUUGGAGGUGGCACGCAUGCUACAGGAGGAAGAAAUCAAGGCAAGUCAAAUUGACAAAAGAGACGCCCAAGUUUCGCUAGAUGAGGUACGACGUUUUCAGAGGGGUGGCGUUGAAAAGGAAUUAGCCCGACGGCUAAUGGAGGAGGAGAAAAGAGAGUACAAGAAAUCCCGGGACAAGGAGAAAAGACGAGCUGAAGUGGAAUAUAAGCCAGUGCAAGAGGAAGUUGUACGACCAAGAACACGGGACGAAGUGUACAACAGUGAAGAAGAGUACCAGAGAGCACGGAACCACAAACCGGCGAGGCCGCCUCCGCCUAUACAAGACUAUGAGAACAUAAACCCAAGCUACGCUUACGUGGAGAGCCCCUAUUCUCCCCGACCUCCAUCAAGACCAGAGGCGGCAUACAAAGGUGCCUACUACAGACAGUGACCAGAAGCCUCCAAUGCUGUCCAAUCACAAGUUGUUCCUUGAGUUUGGCCCUUUACUUUGCAAAUCAAUGAAGGAGGAAGUAAUUAAAAACUAUUCACAAGGCUUUGGAAAGAAAUCUACUGACACUUUAUUUUUUCUCGGUCAGCUCAACACAUCAGGUGAGCUGAUGUUGUCUCUUCGUGUUGUGAAAGAGUCUUUAACCUGGAGCUUUGAACUACUGCGCGACGGGGGGUUCCUGGUCGCUUUGAUGAUGUUAUGUUCUUGUAUUAUGGACGGAUGGAUGGAUGGAUGGGAAUUUACUGCACAGCUAUUUGGAACAACCAACUCUUUAGGCAAAGAUGAUCAAAAUUUGUUUCAUGCAUUUCCAUCUAUUCUUGAUUCCAUGUUUCGUUGCUUAUCUGUAUGCUGCAGACCUGCAGUUUUUCAAGUUUGUUUUUUUAUCUAAAAUGUUUUGUGAACAUAUAAAGCAAAGUUUUGCGCUAAAUAUUUAUUGAUUUAAGAUGAUAUAUUUUAUUUUAAUAUUUUUUUAGAUUGAUCCGACAAGACUGUUAGCUCAAUGAAUCAGUCUUAAUGCAAAGUUUCAACCCUGUUCUUUAAACAUCUCAAUUGAAUUCUUUUGAUUUCGAGUUAAGGUUGGUUUCAUUGUUAUUCAGAAAAGACUCUUUAGGGAUGCUGUAGGCUUACACACAAGUAAAGUUUGGCCCGGCUCUCUGGUGCCGUGGCGUUGAUUUGUCCCCUCACCUGCAGGGUCCAUAAAGAUUGCUUUUACAUCUACUGAUAUGCUCCAGUGUUCAAGUGCAUGCUGGCUGAAUGUGAACUCUCUGGGGUUGAAUCUUUACAAAUCUUGUCUGGAAACAAAAACAGUGGCCGCAAAACACAGCUCUAGUCAUGUUUUAUUUUUAUACAUUUUUAUUUAUAAUUGACAAAAGAAUAAAAAGUUUCAACAGGCAUGAAGUAGCAUUGGUAUUGGCACCGAUUUAAACAUCGGUUUAAACGCUUACAUCUUCAUAUGAGAAAUUCCCAGUGUUAAAAUUUACAGCGCUUUACAUUUGUUGGCAAACUUCUGGUAACCUGGGGCAUAAAUCUUACCAGCAAUGGCAAAUUUAUAACCGUAAACAACAAGUGUGACUCUGGCAUGGUUUAUCUGGCACUUUCCAGGAAUGGGGAGUAACAAGGCUUGAAAAAUAACAAAUGAAGUCAAAUUGUUUAUUCAACAAACGGUCAAUAAAUAUCCUCAGCAGGUUGACCUAAAUGUAUGAGACUUGUUUUAUUUUCUUUGAGGUUUGCUGUUUCGGCAACCCUGUUACCAAAAUGUGGUGCAUGCUUAACUCAUAAAAUGAAUUCAUAAAAUGUAAAAACUAUGUAACAUUAGAAAUACUGAUAAAAGAUAUGAUCCAUAUUAUUAUUAUUAUCAUACUUUGAAUGCAUUUAUCAUUAUAUUUUCUAUACUAUCUAGAUUAUACUUUAUUAUUGUAUAGCUCUAUACUGUUACCGUCUCAUUUGUAUAUAAUUUUCUCCUAUACUUCAAUUUCAGCAAAAAUAUUCAUCAAAGUUGCUUCAAGAGAACCACAAACAAUACUCACUAGAAGUCUCAUGAACCAGAAAACAUAAACUUCUUAUUGAAAAUAGUGCCCUCUUUUGGUCGCCCGGGGUUUAUGAGUAUAUGAUAAUGUAUUGCUUUAUUUGAUACUUAAUACUUUCUUAAAUCUGUGUUGUAUAAUUUACAAUAACCAAUGAUAUUAUCAAUGCAUAUAAAAAGUGUUGUGCCCCGUUUAUGGAAAGUGCCAUCUGCAUAUCAUUCUAUCUCGCCUUUUUUUACUUCUCAAUCAUUGCUGACAUUCCAUAUUUACUGUCAAAAGUGUUUUAGAGGGGUUUGAUACCAUUGUAUGUUCCACAUUUUGCUUUUGGGCAUUGGCAUACGAUUGUGUGGGCUACAUGUAGCAUCCUGUACAUAAAGAACUAAAGACAGCAGCUACUUUUGUAUCGCAUUAGUGCCUCUAUAACACCAGUGUUCAGUCGCUAGUGCUAAAAAACGCAAACAUCUUACGCUCUCGAGAAUGACAGUGUGUUCGUUUUUUGUUGGUACAUUCCAAUGAAAGGCAUGGCCUGAAGUUAGUCCAGUAAACCUUUAAGGGAAGACAUAUUUUGUUGCCAUGCUGCUAUUAAAUGGUGAUUUAAGAACUUUGUUUCUUGUGAAAUUGUAUUACUGAAUCAGUUUCUAAUCACUUUGUGAGUGUGUUUUAGUGAUGAAUGUGCAAAUAGUUCUCGUUUUUUUUGUUUUCUGUCUCAAUCUAGCGCAUAUCAUGAUAGUGCACACUGUAGUGUUGAGAAGAAUGCUGUAUGCUGAAUUUUUACUGCUAAAAAUGGAUGGAUCCUGUGCCAAAUGUUUAACUUUCAGGGAUGAAAAGUAUUGCUGUAAAACCUGAUUAUUAGUCAUGUGCUGUGUCAUCCGAGAAACAAUAUCUGGUUUACAAAUGAUCCUGUAAGAAAUGAUCUUUCUGCACCUGAUAUGCCAUCGUGUGUUUGACGGAGCGAAAGAUAUUUUAGCAAAAGUGACGCCGAUGCCAGUUUGUUUUACUGCUGCCGGCAAUGUUUUGUGACCGGCUACAAGUGUUUGUAUCUUGCACAUUCUCUCAUAGCUUCCACUGGCAAACUGUAAAUACCAAAUAAAUGAGUUUUAAAGGGUAUGUUCGUGUCUGUAGAUCAUAUUUGUCAUCUCAAAUAAACAACCCCUGGACAUAAACCUG